Molecule: messenger RNA, 1427 nt
Organism: Coffea eugenioides
Lineage: Eukaryota; Viridiplantae; Streptophyta; Magnoliopsida; Gentianales; Rubiaceae
Product: accelerated cell death 11
Exons: 4
Coding region: 98-733 (211 amino acids)
Biological process (GO): intermembrane lipid transfer; ceramide transport
Cellular component (GO): cytoplasm; cytosol; membrane
Molecular function (GO): ceramide 1-phosphate binding; ceramide 1-phosphate transfer activity
Source: RefSeq, a predicted model, not a curated record
AUAAAAACUGCAGAAAACAGCAUCAACUUAGCGUUGUCUCCCGGCAUAAUUCCAGCUCUGAUAAUAUUCCUUUCUUCUUCGUUUGUCAACUCCAAAAAUGGCGAUCAAUCCUCAUAUGGAAGGGAAGCCGCUGAGGCAGAUGUCGGAGGCCUUCAAAGCCCUGUCCGAUAGUCUGAAUUCCCAAAAUAGCCUCGAUGAAGCCCACCUCGGAGUCGGUCCCUUCUCCCAGGCUUGCUCUCUCGUCUCCCCUCUCUUUCGUUGUCUUGGAAUCGCUUUCAAGUUUGCGGAAAUGGACUAUGUCGCCAAAGUGGAUGAUCUGGCAGAGACAUCUAAAUCAGUUGCAACUUUACAAGUCAUGAUGGAGAGGGACAUCGAAGCAAAUUGUGUCAGGAAGGCAGGAAGUCAUACUAGGAACUUGUUAAGAGUGAAGCGCGGACUGGAUAUGGUCAAAGUUUUAUUUGAACAGAUUUUAUCAUCAGAUGGAAAUUCCCUGAAGGAUCCAGCUUCAACAGCUUAUGCACAGGUAUUUGCUCCAUACCAUGCAUGGGCUAUUAGGAAAGCUGUGGCGGCGGGGAUGUAUGCACUUCCUACAAGGGCUCAACUACUGAAGAAACUCAAUGAAGAUGAAAUCUCAGCAAAGACAAAGAUGCAAAUUUAUAUAGACUCAGUUGCCCCUAUCAUCUUGUACGUUGACAAACUCUUCACAUCUCGAGAUCUGGGUAUAGAUUGGUAAAUUUUUGUAUGUACCACAUUUUUUGUUUGUGUCUCAAAUGGAAGCUUUACCAUACUUGUCAUAUAUCCUUUGUUUGACAUAAGCAUGCCAGCAAUUAGCUUGUUACCAUCUCCUUCUUCUUAGACUUGGAUUACUGAACCAAGAUAAUCAAUUUGAGUGAAUAAUGUUAGUGAUGCUCCAUUACAAAAGGUUCUAUUGUUCCCACCUGGCAGUAUGAAUCGCCCCAGGAGUCGAAGAUCUUAGAACCAUUUCUUCUGAACUGAUUUUCUCAUUGUUGAGCUGUCCCUAGGGUUUGUCUUUGUUUGAAAUAAUGGCAUUGUUGUCAAGUCAUUCUGAGGCAAGCGGAGACCCUUGCGCCAUUUUAACAAACAGCUGUUAACGAGAAAUCAACAGGAAAUCGUAGCGUGUAAAUUACCGAACGCAGGGAUCAUUGUCUUGGUUUUGUCACGAAAGAAAGUCUUGUUUGACGGUUGGGAAAAUGACCAUCUAUUGUGGAAUGUGUAUGUAUUUUCUGUUCAAGUGGCUGGAAGUGCCCUGUUCAUGUUUCAUUGAAAGUGUAAUAAGGGAAGAAUAGAAGAAGACAGUAUUUCGGUUUGUAUGGAUUACCCAUGAAGAUGCAUUUAUAGUUACUUUAUGUGUAGAGACAUUAAGCAAUUAAUUACAUUGCUUUCCUAGGAUUUUGUUCUAUAUUCAA